This is a messenger RNA of Ectocarpus sp. CCAP 1310/34, 1402 nucleotides long. The record is from the annotation of a GenBank genome assembly. Lineage: Eukaryota; Phaeophyceae; Ectocarpales; Ectocarpaceae.
CAAAUAUCGAGUGGAGGGAAAGAUGAUGUGCGGAGCGGACGCAGAGUGGCAGUUUUCACCUCGUGGGCGGGAACCUUUAGCGACCUUCCAGAUUGCGGCUUUGAGGGUGCCGUCGUUCCUCUUCCACCUGCAGAGAGGGAACUCUGGUUUUACGAAGGAAACAUUUCCCGCUCCCCUGAAGGCUCUUCUCGAGGACCCCAGCAUCAUCAAGGCUGGUGUUGCCAUCAACACGGAUGCCACGCAUAUGCUCAACGACUAUGGCGUGAAAAUGGCGAGCACGGUGGGCCUGCGUGUCCUCGCCGUGUCCAAGUUGGUGGUGACAUCGUCUCAAACACUCGCCGGCUUGACGGCGUGCCUCCUGGGGAGGCAGCUGCCGAAGGAUACCGUCCGAUGCUCCCGUUGGGGGAGCGCUCAACUCUCCGUUGAACAGCGAGACUGCGCCAUCAGGGACGCCGUUGCCUCGGCACUCUUUUACGAGGCCAUCCACACGAACAAGGACCCGAUCACGUCCGUGCCUUCUUCACCGUUCGACCCGGCUGUCGGCUUGAAGGUGAGCGCCUACGCAUUGUGGUAUCGGCCGUACUUUGAUGUGGACCGACAACAACAGAUCAUGGCAGGUUCAAAAUUUGUGCUGAAACCCAAGCAACAACGCUUGCCCUCGUUCUUUUGCCCUCUGCGCGUACUACAGGUGCGCCUCUACAACGCCAGCCAUUCCGCCUGCGUGGCGGUAGGUCACGUGGUGUCCGACGCCACCGUGGAGGCCGCCCUUCGUCACUGGCAAAGUUCUGCUAAGCUACAGGGUCUUUCCGGGAGCAGGCAGCGGGAUGGCGUGGUUGUACGGGGCUCCGGGGCGGGAGGUGACCCGGUAGAGGGGUCGCCGAUCUCGGCUGGGCCUGGGGCGGGGGCGGCGGGGGCGGCGCGGGCGGCGUUGCCGCAGUUCAGGGCCUGCAUCGAAUGCGGACACCACAAGGGUGCAUACCCUGCUGAACACCCUGGGAAUCGCCGUGGACAUAAGGCGAAAGGUUCAGCGCCCCAGCCCGACCUUGAACCGGCGAAAAAUGUUUAGUGGACCAGAGCUUGCGGCGGCCAGAGUCGGACAAAGUCUGGAACCCUAAGCACAGAAAGAGGACGUUUCUGCCCUGCCCGUGCGAUGUAUGCAAGGGCUCAUACGCACACGUGGAGGAUGGUGAUAGUUAGCCUGUACUGCCGGGUCGAGAAGAGCUGGACUCAUGUAAAAAAAAGUAACUAUUUGCCUACCGGUUCGAAAGGCCGUUCGGUCAGAGUGCACUAGUUGUACGGCAGUCGCCCAGAAUUUCGGAUGGUAAAGGAAAUUAACAAACGGCCCACGAUUGAGACAUCAGAUACACCACGGCUGCCCAGGCGAUGUGUGCGUGUGUGUGUG